This is a messenger RNA of Mesocestoides corti, 735 nucleotides long. The record is from the annotation of a GenBank genome assembly. NCBI's taxonomy places the organism in Eukaryota, Metazoa, Platyhelminthes, Cestoda, Cyclophyllidea, Mesocestoididae.
AUGGUUGGUGAGCGCAUGAGUUCAACUCACGCGGGCUUUGUGAGCACGACUGCCAUGGUUGCUGUUAUGCCGCUCAGGCGUCACGUGAAGCGCGUUUCUCGGCGCGGUGGUCCUGCCAUCCUCGUCGUUCCCAUGGUGCAAUUUUUUUGGCCUCUUUUGAUGAAGGCGGUGGAUAGGAUCUUGACCAAUGAGAAUCAACUUGUUGAAGCGUUUCCACAUGCAAUAAGUGGCGGCAUCCUCAAGCAGUCAUUUGAAAAACGUCGCUACGUCAUUCAUUAUCAUGGUGAAAUGGUUGUUACGGAUUCACAGUUUUCACAAUCCGUGCAGCAUGACUCCUCUUCCUCUUCAUCUUGCAACUCCAAAAUGACGUCAAUAAACUUGGAACUUCCCGGUUUAUUAGCCUUAAAAUGCCUGCUGUCAUUAAGACGUCUGCGUCACUCGGGUCUCGACUUUGGCUCAUUAUCUACACCCCACCUGCUCCGUCCGUGUUCCUCCAGUCAGCUGACGCGCAGCAAAUGUUUCCCACAUUUGGCUGCUCCCUGCUGUUACCACUCAUGUGCUGCAGCAGGCGAACUUGUUUGUACUUUUAAAUUCCCCUUCAUGCUGGUGGCAGAGGAGCUUUCAAAUUGCCCACACGGCACUCUGGUCGGCAGUAAAUUUCGCGUUGAAUACGUGUCAAGAGAAGACAACGACGAUGGUGUCUUCAUCUCAAGGACGGUUUUAGAAGAUUGUUGA